AUGGGUACACUGCGAAAACUUCGUCGUCAGGUAGAUGUUAUUGUCAGUGAAGUCAGUAUGAUUCGGGACUAUCGUGAUCAAGAGAUACGAAUUUACACAGAUGCUGGUCGUAUUUGUCGUCCAUUGGUUAUCGUUGAGAAAGGCAAACUACUCUUGAAGCGUAGUCAUAUCGAACUUUUAAAGGAUAAGGCAUACAAUCGUUACAGUUGGCAAGAUCUUGUCCUCAGUGGUGUCGUGGAAUAUAUUGAUACACUUGAAGAAGAGACUGUUAUGAUAGCCAUGGGUCCGGCUGAAAUGCAGGCUGCAGUGAACUAUUGUAAAACGCAUACGCACUGUGAAAUUCAUCCUAGCAUGAUAUUGGGUAUUUGCGCCAGCAUAAUUCCGUUUCCUGAUCAUAAUCAGUCACCUAGGAAUACUUAUCAAAGUGCUAUGGGUAAACAAGCCAUGGGUGUGUAUAUUAGUAAUUUUCACACACGAAUGGAUACGUUGGCUAAUGUAUUAUAUUAUCCUCAGAAACCACUUGUUGCCACUCGGUCUAUGGAAUACUUACGUUUCAGGGAACUGCCAGCAGCAAUUGCGACGUACACUGGUUAUAAUCAAGAAGACUCUGUCAUUUUGAAUGAAAGUGCUAUACAACGUGGAUUUUUCAGAUCUGAAUUUUACCGAACAUAUAAAGAUCAAGAGACACGACAUGGUAUGGAUCUAGAAGAAGUCUUUGAAAAACCGAAUCCACAAAAUUGUCAAGGAAUGCGUCAUGCUAUCUAUGAUAAAUUAGAUGAUGAUGGUUUAAUCGCUCCCGGGACAAGAGUUUCUGGAGAUGACGUACUUAUUGGAAAGACGAUUACACUCCCAGAAAAUGAAGAUGAAACGGAAGGGGGACAACGGCGAUUUACGAAACGUGACGCCAGUGUGUUUAUGCGGCGUAGUGAAUAUGGUAUAGUGGAUCAAGUUAUGGUCACAUGGAAUAAUGAAGGGAAUAAAUUUUGUAAAGUACGUGUUCGUACUACUAAAGCGCCUCAAGUAGGCGAUAAAUUCGCCAGUCGACACGGACAGAAAGGUACAUGCGGUAUUCGAUAUCGUCAAGAGGAUAUGCCAUUCACAUGUGAAGGGAUUACGCCAGAUAUCAUUAUCAAUCCACACGCUAUACCUAGUCGUAUGACUAUUGGGCAUUUAAUUGAAUGUUUACAGGGUAAAGUUAGUGCUAAUAAAGGCGAAAUUGGUGAUGCAACACCAUUCAACGAUGCUGUCAAUGUACGCAAAAUCUCAUUACUUUUACAAGAAUACGGUUACCAACAUACUGGAAAUGAGAUUAUGUACAAUGGAUUCACUGGUAGGAAGUUGAAUUCACAAAUUUUCCUUGGACCAACCUAUUAUCAACGUUUAAAACAUAUGGUGGAUGAUAAAAUUCACAGUCGCUCCAGAGGUCCAGUACAAAUUCUCAAUCGUCAGCCUAUGGAAGGUCGAAGUCGUGAUGGUGGUCUGCGUUUUGGUGAAAUGGAACGAGAUUGUCAGAUAGCGCAUGGCGCUGCUCAAUUUUUACGUGAACGAUUAUUUUUCGCCAGUGAUCCAUACCAGGUUUAUGUGUGCAAUUUAUGCGGUCUGGUAGCUAUUGCCCAUCAACGUAAUAAGACCUAUGAGUGUAGAAGUUGCAAAAAUACAACACAGAUUUCUUUAAUCAAACUACCCUAUGCGUGCAAAUUGCUAUUCCAAGAAUUAAUGGCUAUGUCUAUCGCACCGAGAAUGAUGAUCAAUAGUCCUGUUAUUUAA
This is a messenger RNA of Heterobilharzia americana, 1767 nucleotides long. NCBI's taxonomy places the organism in Eukaryota, Metazoa, Platyhelminthes, Trematoda, Strigeidida, Schistosomatidae. The record is from the annotation of a GenBank genome assembly.